Caenorhabditis elegans is the source of this 168-nucleotide messenger RNA. RefSeq lists its product as uncharacterized. Lineage: Eukaryota; Metazoa; Nematoda; Chromadorea; Rhabditida; Rhabditidae. The record is from RefSeq and is marked reviewed. The coding region runs from base 1 to 168 and encodes 55 amino acids. The transcript has a single exon.
AUGAUUGCUGUCACAUCCGUUUGGACAAAAUUCCGACGAGGUCUGCCUAUUUACUCUUGGCCCCUCCUCGCCGCCACAAUGAUUUUCGUUGAUUGGAAUCACACUCGAGAAUGGAAAGCAGCUGGAAGAGUUUCUGCUCUGGAAAAGGAGAUUCUAGCAAAGCAAUAA